AUGGAUACUAAAGUCAGUGAUUCUAAAUCUCCAUCCAAAUCAAUAAAGCCAAAUAUACAGGAUUACGUAUCUAUAGGAUCUUUGGGAAGAGGAGCAUAUGGAGAGGUUAUAUUGGCAUAAAAAAAAACAGAUAAUCAAUAGGUAGCUAUAAAAGUGAUUGAUAAAAAAUUCUUAACAAGAGAAUAAAAACAAUACCAAGUUUAUAUUGAAAGGGAAAUGCUUUUAUAUUUGAAGCAUCCAGGGGUUGUAUAGUUGUAUUCUACUUUUUAAAAACCUGAAAAAUUAUAUUUUGUUAUGGAAUAUUUAGAAGGAGGUGAUUUUGCUGACUUUUUAAAAUUACAUAAAGAUUUAAGCUUCCAGACCUUAUAAUUUUAUCUAGCCUAAAUAGUUGUCAUUUUAGAGUAUAUUCAUUCUAAAGGAAUUGCCCAUAGAGAUUUGAAACCAGAAAAUUUAAUGUUAUCCAAAAAUGGGCAUUUAAAAUUGAUUGACUUUGGUACUUCAGUGGUUGUUCAUGAAAAUAAAGUACCAGCUGAAUUUUUGUAGAAAUACAAGCAAAUUAAAUCCUCUUUCUAGACAUAAGAAGGAUCUUUCAUCAAUAGAGCAUCCUUUGUAGGAACUGCUGAAUAUGUCUCACCAGAAAUGCUUGAAGAAGAACCUUGCGAAUACGCUGUAGAUUUAUGGGCUUUAGGCAUCAUAUGUUAUAAAAUGUUUACAGGAGUAACACCUUUUAAUGAUAGUACAUAAUAUUUAGUAUUUCAAAAUGUAAAAAAUGCUUAAUUAAAAAUACCUGAAAAUAUACCUAAAGUGGCUGCUAAUUUAAUCUAAUAAAUUCUAGUUAGAAAUCCUUAGGAGAGGUUAGGUAGUUAAUCUAUGGCUGAUCUUAAAUCACAUCCUUUUUUCAAAGGAAUAGAAUGGGAUAAAUUAUUUCAGAUGCAAGCACCGUAACCAAAGAUUGUAUCAGUUAAAUCUGUAGAAAAAUCAAUAGAUCCAGAUUUAUAAUUAGGAGGGAAAAGGAAAUCAAAACUUAAAUUUUAUGGAGUGGUUUAAUUUAAAAUAGGGUGGUUUAUUUAUAGACCAUUAGAUUUAGUGCUAAUUGAAGGCAAAGAAUAUAUGAAGUUGGCAUUAUAUGAUCCAGAAACCGAGAAAUGCUAAUUGAAAAUUAGGUUGUUGGAAGGAGUCUAAGUAUAUAGUCCAAGCAAAGGGUAGAUGGAAAUUAAAGAUUAGAAUAAAAAGUACAAAAUCAAAGAAGUAGAACAUCCAAUUGAUAAGUGGUUAGAAGUUAUUGAGAAAUGUAGAAAAAAUUUGAUAAAAAAGAAGUAAAAAAAACAAGAGAAAAAAUAAUGA
Molecule: messenger RNA, 1344 nt
Organism: Paramecium tetraurelia
Lineage: Eukaryota; Ciliophora; Oligohymenophorea; Peniculida; Parameciidae
Exons: 3
Biological process (GO): peptidyl-serine phosphorylation; intracellular signal transduction
Molecular function (GO): ATP binding; protein serine/threonine kinase activity
Source: RefSeq, a predicted model, not a curated record